Molecule: messenger RNA, 1113 nt
Organism: Fusarium vanettenii 77-13-4
Lineage: Eukaryota; Fungi; Ascomycota; Sordariomycetes; Hypocreales; Nectriaceae
Exons: 1
Coding region: 1-1113 (370 amino acids)
Source: RefSeq, a predicted model, not a curated record
AUGGAGUCCAGGCGGAACAGCUCUCCCCUGUACCUCUCACGCAGUCCACAGCUUCAUUGUGCCGAUCAAUGGCUCGAUUGGUUCUUUGAUCUCAGGAGCAAAGCACGCACCAUCGGAAUAUGGGACAACAUGGACCCAUACGAGCCAGAUGGUCCGGAUGACGAACUCAUUCUACCCAAAGCCAAAAGCUUUGUAAAGCUCAAGACUCGACUCAUUAAAGAUGCCCAGGACAACAACAAGCCCGACCCCUUGGACGCAGACAUCUUACGCAUGUACGAUAUCCUACUCCGAGAGACCGAAACCAAGCUAGCCAUCUACCACGAAAGAGCUGUAAAAGAAGAAGCAAUCCGAAACCUCAUCAUGGACACUGUGCACCCCGAUAUCUACGAAGCUGCCAUGAAUACGCUGCCCGGAAAGCACACCCUACGCCAACACAUCAAAUCUAUCCAAGAUAUUUAUGCACCGACCUCAUUGUUUCUACAAAGUCGAGUCAAUGUGGCGUAUCGCGCUGUGUUGGACGAAGCACGGGCAGGGAACUGUGAUCCAGAGGCGUGGGUUCACAAGUGGAGAAAGGCCUUCACUCGUGCUGAAGAAUUCGGCUCCCCAUAUGUCCAAGGGCGCGAGGCAGUUUCCGAUUUUUUGACGGCUGUAGAUGCCUAUUUCGCGCCAGGUUGGGGCUUGUCCACUUAUGGGGACUACACUGACUCAUUGGAUAAUGAGAAAGCCAACAUGACCCUUCAGACCAUCAGCCAAUCAUUCUUCUACUACAUAAAUGAUAUUCCUGCACGGUCUAAAUUGGAUACUCGUCACACCGAGAAUGUCGCUCAAGCGCAAGUAAUCAAGGUCGACAUGUCUUGUCCUUGUGGGCGGCGGAAUCACCCCUGGGAAGCUGAGGAGUGUUCCAUUCUCGAGUUUGCCAUCAGAGGGUAUAAGGAUGGUAGGACGAACAGCUUCUCACGAAAGAGGCGGAACGAUAUUCUGCGAGAACUCUGGAAGAAUCAAUGGGGGGACCUACGCCUGAGACUGGAAAAGAAGGGUUGGGAUAUCCCUGAGGCCGUGUGGCCUCGGGUCGAAGAGGGGCCAUAUUGGCUUGAAUACCCGCCGCUGUACUAG